UUCAAAAUGGCGCGAUGUUAUGUCGAUUCAGACGGGUAAAUGCCAAGACAUGAAUUAUAUAUGUUUUAUCGCAAAAAUUUUGUUUGAAGGAAGAUAAAUAGACGAGUCUCACAAAAUUGCAAAGGAUACUUUAAUUCAUUCGUUUUAUAUCCACGUGAUAGGACAUGUUGUCGAAUCGUGCACAGACUUGUGCGUUUUCGCAAGGAAAGCUUUUGGAGAUCCAGACAUGAUAGAGCAUAUUUUGAACAGAAUAUGGCCGAGGAAACAUGAUAUGCGUACUCUGGAUUUACAUAUUACACAUCAGCAAGAAUUAUUCUGAAAGAAAAUGAGUGAAGGGAACCAAAGUCAGAAUUCCCCACCACUGCUGAUGAUGGGGGACCUGAUCCGCUACUUCGAGAGUCAGAGGCUCUCACUGGACAGAUAUGAUCAUGUGGGCUCAAGUUCCACAAAUUCCAGCAAUGACUUUAUCUCCUGCAUCAAGUUCAGUGGAAUACCAAUCUUACCUCCAGUUAUGACAGCAAAACGGAAAGAGGAGAUGAUGACCUUGAAACGCCAAGCCAAGUUCACCGAAAAGAGAAUCAAAUCUCGUCAACGCAGUCGUCUUAUGGCCAGGGCACAGAAUAUUGUUAAUGAUACACAGCCAACAGAUACGAGUGACCUGGACACGUUAUCAUCCAACUUUUCCCACUCCGCUGAUGACCAGAGCAUUACAAGGGAGCCUGGCUAUCGGACACACAUACCCCCAGGGACACUGACCUCGCAUCCAAGCACCUUGUAUAGCACCGGACAGGAUCACACGCCCCUACAGACACUGACCAACGCUGCAAUGACCUUCGCCACCAUGGACCCCCAGCUUUACUCAGGGGAUGAUCCUGGUUUGAUGACGUUAGACUCCUUGUCCUCAGACUUGGCUUCUUUGGAGGAUUUUUCCCUGCCUACAGAUUUCAGUGGAAUCCCGUUGACUUCGGUAAAACAGCAGCAGAUAUCUCAGACAUUAGCUCGGCUUUCGAAAGCUCUGAAUAUGAAAGAAAGUCAUAGUUUGAACUCCACAAGUAGUAGUGAGUUAAGCGAGGUUGGACAAGCAGCCUUGAAACUGUCCCUCGGUUCUCCUCAACCUUCUGUGGCCAGGUUCUACAAUCCCGCCCACUACAGCCAGAACUCGGAGACAUCCAGUGUGUUCCAUGAUAGUCAGGAGACAAUUGUUGAGGUGUCACAAGAUGCUAAUUCCACGUCUGGAUUCGUGAGCAAUGUCAACUCGGAUGUCCAGACAGAUUGUGGUGGACACUCUCCCAAUGACUCCGCCAGCACAACCAGCACAGCCAACACCAGUCACAGUUCGGCCAAUGUCUCAGUCAGUACGGUUGAUAGUCAGAAAAGUAACAAAAGCAGUCCUAAGUCAUUGAAGAACACUGUACACUUUGCCAAUUUUGUUACUGAAAUAACAAGACAGUCUGUGGAAGAUAAUAUAACUCUGAGGAAACUUGAAGAGACACCGACUAACAGCCCGAGAGGUCGGAGUCCCGUGUCACAGAGGACAGAUGAACCACCAGCAAGAUCUGAGGACAGAGAAUCGGACUCUCACCCAGUGUCAGGAGUAAGGCAGAAUGGAAGUAUGCUGAGUCGAGUCCAGUUCAGUCCCGAUGGGGAAUCUACUCCUUCCCCACUAGGAGAUCAAAGUGUUCCUUUCCAAGGAUAUUCACAGGAUGGGGAAGUAUCCUCUUCUGACAAGGAGAAUGAACAGAGGCCUGUGUCAAGAAGAGGCACACAGCCGAGCGCUUCAGUUACUUCAACAGAGUCCUACACAUCCAUUAGGUCCAGUGACAGGGUCGAGUCAAGUCAGGGAUCAUUCAGGUCCAGUGACAGGGUCGAGUCAAGUCAGGGAUCAUUCAGGUCCAGUGACCGAGUAGAUUCAAGUCAAGCAUCAGUUAGUUCCCACAGCAUUCAGCCUAGCGUCACCGACUCCUACUUCUCGUGUCAGUCAGAUAAUAACCUCAGUGAGAGCCAAGCAUCCAGUGUCCAGAAGAGUGUUUCUGAGUCACAAGUUUCCGUCAAGUCCAACUUUAUCACUGGGACAUCGGAAUCAGAGAGCAGCACGCUCAGGUAUGACAACAUGGCUGCUUCUAAGGAUGGAAGCUGUUUUUCUGGUCCUCUACCUAUUAAUUCAGCGAGUUCAGACAUAGGACAGUUCAUUAGAAACAUUAUUGGGAGUGAUGCUCCUCAAGUUGAUGUUAGUCAUGCAGAACAGGUAUCUUUUAACCAGAAAUCAGAACCAAGUGAAACAGAGAAGAAAGUAUCCAAGAAAGGACAUGUUCGGAGGGGUUCCUAUACUCUAAGCGAGCCUUCUCCAGUACUGCUUCGCUCACAUGGUCUCACUGUAGAAGCUAGAAGGACUCCUCCACCGCAGGUAAUGAAUGUACCUCCAGAUGCCGAGGAGACUGAUAGCAAAGUCUUACAGAGAAAGCUGGACUAUGAAGAAGUGGAAGAAGAGAUAAAGCCUAUCAAUAUUCCAAUGCCACCAGGUCCUGAAGCUGAUGCUAAGGUUGACCACAUUAACAGAUACCUGUCUCAUGUUCAAAGACAAAAUUUCACACAAGGAUUUUUCCCAGCAACUUCUGCAGGUGAACCUCAAGUAGGUCGUGAUGGGAUGGCGAAUGACAACGUACUGGACAGUGUGAGUAUUGUCCAGUCCCUCAUAGAGAGCAUGGAGUCCAUGCCUGAUGCUGAUCCUGAGAGCAUCCUGAAGCUCCACUCAAGCAGGAUGGAGAUGUUCCGGCAACAGAUGAUGUCUCAGCAGCGGCAGGAACUGGAGGAGCUGUUCGUACAGCAGCGGCGUGAGCAGCUCCUGCUCCAGGAGGAGGUGGAGGCACACCAACAGCGGCUGAAGGAACAGCAGAACUUCCUGGCUGAGAAUGCUCCGGAGAACAUGAAGAAGGGGAAGAUGUUAAGCCAGAGCAUUGGGGACUUGGAUCAGACUGAGAUCAAGGUGCAGAAUGUUUCCCAUCAUGGAUCACAUCAUGGAUCACAUCAUGGAUCACAUCCAUCACUGAGCCAUAAUGACAGCAGGAGCUCACUCAACUCGACUAAACAAGCUCUGUUUACCAAGAGAGAAGCUGCAAGUCCCAAAGUGUACAGACCUGUUCUACGUUCGCCGAUGAAGUUGGCACCAUUUCCACGUAGAUCAGGGCCGGUGGUUGUACCGGAUGAGGCCUUUGCUCCACACAUGAAGCCCAAGUUCGACCGAAUCAGUGCUGUUGCCAAAGGUUUUCUGACUCGUCGACUCGUGAAGUCUGAGAAGGUGCAGGAGCUUCUAGUCACUAUCAAGGAUACAAGAGACUUUGCCUUUUCAUUUUCGUCUGAGACACCAAUCAAAAGAGGAAACUUCACCAACCAGGACAGAGACUUGCUGGAGAGGAUCAUCGCACAGCUGCAGGCAGCUCUGCUGGAUAUUCAUGAAAUAUUUUUCGAGAUCCCGGUAACCGAGAGAAUGUCUUUGAUUGCUCAUACCAGAGAAGUACAAGACGGAAAGAGAAUCAAGGCAAGUGGGGGAAGUGUCCGGGCCUCCCAGCGAAGGAUCAGUGCUGCUACACUCAAGGCCAUGGAGAGGAAGAAGAAGGCCCAAGAAGCAGAGGCAUCUGUGUUUGGUUCUGUUCCUACCCCGCCCGCGAACAGCGCCACCUACAACCAGCAGUCCACGAGCUCACGCAACAGAUCUGAGUGGUCCUCUAAGACGUCACUUCCACUUUCUCUUCUCCAGGGCUCUUAGGCCACUUCAGGGACAAAUCUCGCCCAUCAGACCAGAAGGAAACUCACCAAG
Molecule: messenger RNA, 3814 nt
Organism: Haliotis rubra (blacklip abalone)
Lineage: Eukaryota; Metazoa; Mollusca; Gastropoda; Lepetellida; Haliotidae
Exons: 10
Coding region: 326-3763 (1145 amino acids)
Biological process (GO): centrosome duplication; centriole replication; regulation of cytokinesis
Cellular component (GO): centriole
Source: RefSeq, a predicted model, not a curated record